Penicillium cosmopolitanum is the source of this 1653-nucleotide messenger RNA. RefSeq lists its product as uncharacterized. The record is from RefSeq and is a predicted model, not a curated record. The coding region runs from base 1 to 1653 and encodes 550 amino acids. Gene Ontology annotation, cellular component: nucleus. The transcript has a single exon. Gene Ontology annotation, molecular function: RNA polymerase II cis-regulatory region sequence-specific DNA binding; DNA-binding transcription factor activity, RNA polymerase II-specific. Gene Ontology annotation, biological process: regulation of transcription by RNA polymerase II. Lineage: Eukaryota; Fungi; Ascomycota; Eurotiomycetes; Eurotiales; Aspergillaceae.
AUGGUGCUUCAGUGGCUCACAUUGGCGAGGAGACCGCUUGAAUGGCGAGAAAUUCAAGUACUCAAGUCAAUUGACCGUCGAGAGCAAUCAAUCGACUUUGAAAGGCAAAGGUUCCAUGUUGAUGCAAAGGACCUUUGUGGGCCUUUGGUCAAUGUUUCGGAAGAUGGAACCGUCGAGUUGAUACAUUUAACAGCAAAGCAGUACGAUAUCCUUUUCUAUACAAGCAUGACUCAAUGGUCACUAACCAUAGCAAACAGCUUCCUCGUGGACGAGGGAAUUGUGGAUCCACUGCAUGGGGACAUCCGAAUGGCGUCACUUUGCAUCGACUAUCUGAAUCUCCCCAUAUUCGUGGGCUCAAUCUCUAGCGACGCCGCCCUUCGGGGAGACUAUGGUUUCAUGGAGUACGCUGCUCUCUAUUGGAUUCGGCAUCUGGAAGGGGCAAUUGCGGAAGCGAAACGAAGAAUUGCGAGGACAAAACUGCAAGAAAUCCAGCAACCCGAAGACAGUGAUGACAGCGAAGCUCCUCUUUCCCAUCCAAAUUUACAGGAAGAUGAAUACUCCCGCAUUAUGUCUCCACUUGCCGAAUCACUCGGCGUCUUCAUUGAGCAUCACUGGAUAUCGCCAAAAUCCUAUCUCGCAGUUUCCGACCGAAACAAAAGAAAUCUCCAGGUAUUCGAGUCCCUGGACUUCCACGAAGAGUUACAGCAAGUCUUCGUAUCGACCCGAAAGCAGUUACAUUCUUUUGGUCCCAUUAAAAAGGAAGAACUUUCAACAGAUAUAAUGGAAGUUAUCAAACAGGUCCGUGCAGUGAUUGAAGAUUCAUUCUCGAUGUCUCAGGGCUCAGGCCCACCCAAGGAUAUGGUGGACAGAUAUGGUCAAGGUCCUUUUCGAUGCGCUCGCUUCAGCUGUCGCUCAUUCACCCUUGGAUUUCCGACACCAGAUGAGCGAGAAAUUCAUGUCGCAAGACACGAGAGACCACAUAGGUGCAAUGAUGAAAAGUGCGAGAAGGGCUUUGAUAUUGGCUUUGCAUCUCUGGCUCAAUACAAGAGACAUAUGAAGGACUAUCAUCCGGAUCGCUCUCAACGAGACCACGAGUUUCCCACCGACAAAGAAAUACAAUUAAGCAUUCGUUCUAAGAAUACGGAGCCUCAGGCACAAGUCACAAAACAAACCACCGACACGACUACUAGAGAUAAUACGGCGCCUCAAGGAAAUGCAACAGUCGUAUCCGAUGGAGAUGAAUCCUCUCCUGCCGCUUCCGAGCCCGAGAUCCGACCUCGCCCAGCCCCUAAAAGACACAGCAAGGACGACCUCAAAUGCCAAUACUGCGGUAAAGAAUUUACAAGACUUUAUAAUCUCAAGUCUCAUCUCUUAGUGCAUCAGAAUAAUCUGAGGUUCCCCUGCGAAUAUUGCCACAAAUCCUUCGUUCGAAAGAGUGAUUUCAAUCGUCAUAUGAAAUCUCAUACUGGGGAAAAGAAGUGGGUUUGCGGGGGAUGUGAUAAAGCCUUUGCCCGAUCAGAGACCCUGAAAGCCCACCAACAACAGUCGAAAAAGGGCCAGGCUUGUCUUGAAGAUCUCCAACGACGACAGCAGGAACAGAUAGAAGAGCAAGAUCUGAUUCUCCCUUCAAUCUCCUCUUUCCUCCCGAAUUGA